AGGAAGGGCCCAGGGCGCGACCCGCACUCGCCGAGCAGCCAAGCGCACCCCUGCUCCCAAAGCGCCAUGCACCGCAGCCGCGCCGCCAGCACUGCCAGCACCGCCGACAGGGCAGCAACAGCCAUGCUUUGGGGCUGUGAGCUAAACCAGGAGAAGCGCACCUGGACCUUCAAACCGCAGAAGGAGGGGAAGCAGGACUGUAAGGUGUUGCUGAGUACGAUUUGCUUGGGGGAGAAAGCCAAGGAGGAGAUUAACCUCGUGGAGAUCCUGCCCCCAGCAAGCCAGGAGGACAAGAGGCCGAAGCCCAUCACCAUCGCCUCACUGCAAGCCUCCGUCCUGCCCACGGUCAUGAUGGGCCUGGAGCUUUCUCCUCCGGUCACCUUUCAGCUGCGGGCUGGCUCUGGGCCCGUGUUCCUCAGCGGCCAGGAAUGCCACGGUGAGUCGUUUCUCGGAUGGCACAAGGAAGAAGAGGAGCAGCCAGAGGAGGAAGAAGAUGAGGAGGAAGACGAGGAUGAGGAUGAGGAUGCGGAUCUGUCCCUAGAGGAAACCCCUGUCAGACCAGGCAAGAGACUGAUGCCCCAGAAGCAGACCAGCGUUACCAAGAAAAAGAAGGUGGAGAAAGAAGAGGAAGUGAUGAGAUCCAGUCUGAAAGACAAGAGCCUCGCAAGUAAGGCCAAAGCCACACCCAGAGCUAAAAAGCCGACAUUCAAGAAAUGA
Messenger RNA from Artibeus jamaicensis (Jamaican fruit-eating bat), 717 nucleotides. It is a transcript of the gene NPM2, whose product is annotated as nucleophosmin/nucleoplasmin 2. The coding region runs from base 67 to 717 and encodes 216 amino acids. The transcript has 9 exons. Gene Ontology annotation, biological process: positive regulation of DNA replication; chromatin remodeling. Gene Ontology annotation, cellular component: nucleoplasm; nucleolus; cytoplasm. Gene Ontology annotation, molecular function: RNA binding; chromatin binding; histone binding. The record is from RefSeq and is a predicted model, not a curated record. Lineage: Eukaryota; Metazoa; Chordata; Mammalia; Chiroptera; Phyllostomidae.